CAUCCGGCAGUCCACAUGAGUGUCUCCAAACCCCCGCCCCCACCCUCCUCAUCCCACCUGGUCCUCCCCCCUUCGUCCACCUCCGCCUCCGCCACAACCUCCUCCACCUCUCCCUUACUGACCCCGCACACCUCCGCCCCACCCCCUCCCUCCCCAGUCAAGAUCUCUAUGCAGGAGCACUUUGCCAUCAAUGUGUGCCCGGGUCCCAUCCUGCCCAUCCCGCAGAUCUCCGACUUCUUCCCCCGCUUCCACGACUACCCCUGCACGCCGCCGCCGCCGCGGGAGAAGAAGAUCCUGAAGGAAGAGACUUUCAAUGGAGAGAUGGGUGGGGUUGAUAAGGACAAGGAGAGGAGGGGGGAGUACGAUGGAGAGAGGGGGGAGAUAGCGGACUCUGAUGAUGACGACACCUACCUGGGCACCCUGGAGUUCAGCCUGCACUUUGACCAAGAAAACAACUGUCUUCAUUGUACCAUCCACAAGGCCAAGGGACUAAAAGCCAUGGACUCCAAUGGACUGGCUGAUCCAUACGUCAAGCUCCAUCUUCUGCCAGGGGCAAGCAAGGCAAACAAGCUUCGCACAAAGACCCUGAAGAACACCUUGAACCCGGUAUGGAAUGAGACGCUGAUAUAUCACGGCAUUACAGCGGCUGACAUGACCACCAAAACACUCAGGCUGUGUGUGUGUGACAUGGACAGACUUGGCCGAAAUGAGUUCAUCGGAGAAGUCAGAGUGGCUCUGAAGAAACUGAAAGAGGGAGAGAACAAAAGAUACAAUAUGGGCCUAGAGAGAAUUGCACAGAAUAAGGAAAGUAACAAUCAAGCUUUGGAGCCGGGUGUGCCCACAGCGGAGGAGGAGCGGGGUCGAAUCUUGGUGUCACUGUGUUAUAACACAGAGAAGUCCUGCCUGCUUGUUGGGAUCAUACGCUGUGCCCAUCUGGCUGCCAUGGACUCCAAUGGCUACUCGGACCCCUUUGUCAAAAUUGUACUACAGCCUGAUAUGGGGAAAAAGUCCAAGUACAAGACUUCAGUGAAGAAAAAGACCCUUAACCCGGAGUUCAAUGAGGAGUUCUCAUAUGAAGUAUCUCUGGACCAGCUGGCAAAGAAAACCCUGGAGAUCUCCGUGUGGGACUACGACUUGGGAAUGAGCAACGACUUCAUAGGCGGAGUGGUGCUGGGCAUUAAUGCAAGUGGGCAGAAACUCAGACACUGGUUUGAGUGUCUUAAAAAUAAAGGGAAGAAAGUCGAGUACUGGCACACGCUCACACAACAAGGAGCUCCAAGCAGCGACAAACCAGACUAA
Messenger RNA from Lampris incognitus (smalleye Pacific opah), 1299 nucleotides. It is a transcript of the gene doc2g, whose product is annotated as double C2-like domains, delta. The transcript has 10 exons. Bases 16 to 1299 code for a protein of 427 amino acids. Gene Ontology annotation, cellular component: membrane. The record is from RefSeq and is a predicted model, not a curated record. NCBI's taxonomy places the organism in Eukaryota, Metazoa, Chordata, Actinopteri, Lampriformes, Lampridae.